AGCACCUGGUGCGACAGGGUCCCUGAGGUUGGUUGGUGCUACUGUAAUACAUGUAGCAGAGGUGCAGCCCCCCCGGCAGUGUUUGGGCCCCCAUCAGAAUCAGAAGUGGAGGUUUUUCCAUUGUGGCUGGUGGCUCAUUUCCUAAAGCUGGGUUAAUCCUGGUGCAUCCGUCCCAGCUCUGCCACUUCCCCAUCGCUGGCCGCGCGGCUGCCCAGCAUGGCCGUGACUCUGCCAGUCCUGCUCCUGACUGUCGCCCUGCCGAAGCCGUCCCUCGUCUGGGACCGGGCCGCAGGUGCUGAGGGGGGGAUCCGGCUGCGCUGCUCCGCCCCAGGGCCGCUUGGGGAAGGCUGGUUCACCCUGCACCGGGACGGCACACCGGACCCUGUGGCUGAGGAGCAGGCCCCGGCGCAGGGCUUGGAGGUGACAUUUCUGCUGCCCAGCAUGGGCCCUGGCGAGCGGUACCGCUGUGGCUACUGGAACCGGGAUGUGGCUGGGGGGCGGGUGGAGUCCCCGCUCAGCGACCCUGCCAACAUCACCAGUGGCCCAGAUCGCUACCCCAAGCCGUCCAUCGCCGUCAGCCCUGGCCCAGAGGUUUUGGCCGGCCAGACCUGGACGAUCCGGUGCUGGGCUCCGUAUGCAGGGAUGAGCUUUGUGCUGUACCGGGCGCGGGAGUUCUGGACUGAGCGGGCGCCUCGCGGAGACCCCCCCACGGCCGAGUUCCACCUGGGCAAUGCCAGCGCCGCCAGCAUGGGGAGAUACACCUGCUACUAUCACACCACCAACGAGCCCUUCAUCUGGUCCAAUGCCAGCAACCCUCUGGAGCUCAGAGUCACAGACGUUCCCAGCACCCGGGAGCGGUUCGUGGACGUGGGCGGGAAGCUCCGGGUGAAUUGCUCCAUCCCCGAUGCCCCGGGCGGCUGGUUCUUCCUGUACCGAGAUGGGGAUCCCGAGCCCCUGGCCUGGAUCGCAGCCAAUGAGGACAACGGGCCGGCCGGCUUUGAUCUCCCGGAGGAGCAGGCCCUGGGCCCCGGCGAGGCCUUCAGCUGCCGCUAUGGGCUGGAGGUACUGGGCACCCGUUUCGACCUGGCUCUCAAUGACACGGAGGUGCGGACCCAAGACUCGCGUUCUGGGGGCACCGAUUACAGCCAGACCAACGCACUGCGGCUGGGCCUGGGGGCUGCCGUCCUGCUGCUGGCGCUGCUCUUUGUAGCCCAGGCCUGCUGGGAGGAAAGCCACCUGCAAAGCGACCACCAGGGCUCAUCACCCAGCCCAGAGCCAAGCCUCUCAAACCCCCAGAGCUUCCUGCUCCCUUGCCCCCCAAAUCUCCCCACCCCAGGGCAAAGCUGUGAUAACGAAGCCUCCAAAUGUUCCCUCAUGGUGGAUUCAGCCAAUGAAGGCUGCUGGCUGGCCAGGCACAGUGGGGUGUGGGGAGGGCGUGAAUACCACAAACCCACCAUCUGGGUGAGCCCCAGCAGGGUGGUGGCGCUCGGGGGAAGCGUCACCAUCCGCUGUGAGGGUCAGUACCCAGGCAUGGAGUUCGUUCUGCGUAAACCUGGACACCCGAACCUGCAGGUGCAGUCGGUGCGUGAUGGGACCGUGGCUGAAUUUCCCAUCCCCAGACUCAGCCGGGAAGAUGGAGGGAGCUACACCUGCGAAUAUCACUCCAUAACGGAUCAGAGUCGCUGGUCGUAUCUCAGUGACCCCGUCGAGAUCAUUGUAGGAGAGCCCAGCUACCCCAAACCCAGCAUCUCCCUGAGCCCCAGCGGGGGGGUCUCCCUGGGGGGAGCCGUGAGUGUCCGGUGUCGGGGGCAGUACCUGGGCAAGCGGUUCGUGCUGAAUAAAGAGGGACGCCAUGUCCGAACUGUGGAUUCGGACGGGUUUGAGGCUGAGUUUCUCCUCAGCCGCGUGAGCCGGGAGGACGGUGGGAGCUACAGCUGCUCCUAUCACAGCAAAUCAGAGCCGUUCGCUGAGUCGUACCCCAGCGACCCCGUGGAGUUGGUGGUGAGAGAUCCCAGCUUACCCAGACCCUCCAUCUCUCUGAGCCCCACUGGGGUCACCGUCCCAGGGGCAGACGUCACCAUCCGGUGUCAGGGGCAGCACCAGGAUGUGAGGUUCUUCCUGCACAAGGCUGGAGACCUGAACCCGCAACAACACAUGGACCCUGCUGGGGUCGGGGCCGAGUUCCUCAUCCCCACCGUGGGCCAGCAGCACGGAGGGAACUACAGCUGCAGCUACCGGCCCUGGUCAGAACCCUUCGUCUCGUCAUACGUCAGCAGCUCUGUGGAGCUGGUGGUAGCAGGGGAAACUGACCUGACCCAGCCUGGAGCAGCGCCAGCUCCCACCCACCCAGGCAGCACGGGGCCAGGCAGAUCAGAAUCGACGGCACCUCCAGGUCUGACCAGCCCCAUCAUCACUGGGGCAAGUGCAGCAGCCGCCGCCGUCCUCCUCCUCCUCCUCCUCCUCAUGGCCUUCGUCUGCUUUAGAAGGACCCAAGCCAGAAAAGGAUCCUCACCGAGACCAAGCAGCCCCUUGGGGGUGUUGAAGGCCCCAGCUCAGCAAGACCCCGUUUAUGCCUCCGUUGACAACGGGAAAGAGCCACAGACCCUGGAGCCCGACCCCGAUGCUGACGGACUCACCUACGCCGAGCUGGAUGGCCAGGCGCUGCAGGCCAAGCGGGGGGGCCUGGCCCCUGCCCCCGAGCCUGCCCAGCCCAGCGUGUACGCUGCAAUCAACGUGAGCCGAGGAGCCCCGCAGUGAGAGCCCCCCGCAGCCACGGGGCGCUGGUCCCCAGAGGCAACAGACUCGCAGACUUUAAGGCCAGAAGGGUCCAUCGUGAUCAUCUGGUCUAAGCUGCUGCACAUCACAGGCCACAGAGCCUCACCCACCCACUCCUGUAGCAGACCCCCAGUGUCCGGCUGAGUCACUGACGGCCUCAAAUCAUGGGUUAGAGCAGGGGUCUCCAAACUUUAUGAGACGAGGACCAUAUUAGAUUUUUUAAGGGGCUCCGUGGGCCAAAGCGACUGUGAAAGAAAUUAAAUAUAUGCAAAUAUAUCCAAACUCAUUAAAAAACAACACUACUGUGUCCGUGUUGCAUUAAAUUCUAAAUUAGGUAUAAAAGUUAAUUGAUGCAAGUACUGUGAAAAUCACACAAAAUGUUUGUCAAUACAUUAAAAGUCAUUUCAUAUUUCUUUUAAAAUGUUAUUUCUAAAAAGUCACACAUUUGGAUCAUACAAAUACUGUUUGGUUCUAUUAGUGCUGUAGUUAAAAUUUAACCAUUAUGAAUUUGUUAAUUUCCAUCUUCUUUACUCCAUUUAUUGGAGAUAUAAUUAAGCAUCUGGCUUGUAUUUUCACUCUAAGGCAGGGGUCUGUGCCUGCUUGGCUGCAGCAACAACUCUCCCCUAGGUUGGCUUCCCUUUUGGGGGGACACUGGCUCCCAGAGGCACUCACCCUUCUGCACAGCUCAGCUGUGCUGCCGCCUCCCCCGAGUUGCUGCUGGCAGCCCCUCCCCGUGCCUGCUCGACGUGCCUACUUAGAUGUUCACGUCUCCCCUGUUGUUUGGAGGGCCGUACAAAUGGAAACCCCGUGCCAGAUCCGGCCUGUGGCCAUAGUUUGGAGACCCCUGGGUUAGAGACUUCACAGAGAAUCCACUAUUGACACUAGUUUAAACCUGCUAGUGCCCUGCGCUGCAGACGAAGGUGAAUCCUGCCAGGGUCUCUGCCAAUCUGACCUGGUGGGAAAUUCCUUCUGACCCCAAAUAUGGUGACCAGUUAGACCCUGAGCAUGUGGGCAAGACCCACAAGCCAGAGACCUGGGGACGGAUUCUCUGUAGUAACUCUGUAGUAACUCAGAGCCCUCCCUAGCAAGUGUCCCGGCAACCGGCAAA
This is a messenger RNA of Gopherus evgoodei (Goodes thornscrub tortoise), 3883 nucleotides long. RefSeq names its product immunoglobulin superfamily member 1-like. The record is from RefSeq and is a predicted model, not a curated record. The transcript is spliced from 16 exons. Bases 217 to 2757 code for a protein of 846 amino acids. NCBI's taxonomy places the organism in Eukaryota, Metazoa, Chordata, Testudines, Testudinidae.